Messenger RNA from Punica granatum (pomegranate), 1265 nucleotides. The record is from RefSeq and is a predicted model, not a curated record. NCBI's taxonomy places the organism in Eukaryota, Viridiplantae, Streptophyta, Magnoliopsida, Myrtales, Lythraceae.
UUAAUUGUCACUGAGACAUUACACUACAGAAGCUUAGACAAGAGCUAAUUAAUCUAGAAUUAGAAGAGACAAGAGAGAGAGAGAGAGAGAGAGAAUCAGAGACAUGGGAGUGCUAGAGAUACUUCAUAUGAACAAAGGUGUUGGAGAGACCAGCUAUGCGAUGAACUGCACUGUUCAGAGCGAGAUCAUAGCCACGGCAAAGCCAAUAGUUGAAGAAGCUAUCCUCAAGAUCCUUUGCACUAACAUCCCCAGCAGCCUCGGGAUAGCGGACCUGGGUUGUUCUUCGGGGCCUAACACCCUAUCACUGAUCUCCCAAAUCAUUGACAUCGUGCAUGGCAAAUGCAACGAUCUGGGGUGUCGAUCACCUGAGCUGAGGGUGUCCCUGAAUGAUCUCCCGAGCAACGACUUCAACAACAUAUUCAGUUCGCUGCCGGAGUUCUGCCGAAAGCUUAGGGUCAAGAAGGGUGCAGGGUUUGGGCCCUGCUUCAUCUCGGGCGUGCCAGGCUCGUUCUAUGGGCGGCUAUUCCCGAGCAGAAGUAUGGACUUUAUGCAUGCUUCCUCUAGUCUUCACUGGCUCUCUCAGGCUCCGCCUGGUCUAGAGAGUAAAGACGGCCUGACGAUGAACAAAGGGAAGGUUUACAUAUCAAAGAGCAGCCUGAGUAAUGUGUUCGAAGCCUAUUUGGAGCAAUUCAGGAAGGACAUGAGGCUGUUCUUGGAGUCGAGGUCCGAGGAAAUGGUCGCUGGUGGAAGAAUGGUGCUGUCUCUGAUGGGGAGGAGCUCAUUCGAUCCCACCACUGAGAGUGCCAAUCUUUGGGAACUCCUCUCACAGGCCCUCGUGAGCCUGGUCAACGAGGGCUUGGUGGAAGAAGGGAAGGUCGACUUGUUCAAUGUGCCCUACUAUGCUCCGAGCAUCGAUGAGCUCGCACUCGAGAUACAGAGCCAGGGAUCGUUCAUGAUUGAUCGCAUGGAGAGUUUCAGAAACGGAUGGGACGGGGGCUUCAAAGACGUGCAUGGCAUGUCCCAUGGAGAGCGGGUUGGGAAGAUGGUGAGGGCAGUGACCGAGUCAAUGUUGGCAUCCCAUUUCGGUAGACACGUGAUGGACGACCUGUUCGAUAGGUACGAGAAACUCAUUGAGGAUUGGUAUUCGAACAAGAACAAGACGGAGAAUUUGUGUGUGGUUGUUUCUUUGAUAAGAAAGGAUUAAUUGAUUGGAUUUUGUUCGUGGAAGCGACAAAUAAAAAUGGAAAUGUUAAUUGUUUAUGAUA